ACGGCCACGGCUGGGAUGCUGGUGCGCAAAGCGGCGGACUAUGUCUGGAGCAAGGAUUUCUGGCACUAUCUCAUGAGUAUGCACUUCUGGGACCCAGUUGCGAACUGGGGUCUCCCCAUUGCUGCUAUCAAUGACAUGAAGAAGUCUCCAGAGAUUAUCAGUGGGCGGAUGACCUUUGCCCUCUGUUGCUAUUCUUUGACAUUCAUGAGAUUUGCCUACAAGGUACAACCUCGAAACUGGCUUCUGUUUGCCUGCCAUGUAAUAAAUGAAGUAGCUCAGCUCCUUCAGGGAGGACGGCUUAUCAACUAUGAGACGAGUAAGAAGGCCUCUGCGUAGCAGUGCACGGACCAGCUCUUAAAGGGACAGCGCCCAGCCACUGCUGCCAAGCCACAGAUCGCAUCAGCACACAUGGUCUUGCUGAGGGGAAAACACGAAAGCUAUCUUUAAUUACCAUGCCAACAUUAUAGACUAGCCGGGAGUUCCUAAGCCAACUCUUUGCUGCCUUAUCACUGCUAAAAUAUAUUUGUCUUCAUCAAGCGUAGUUCAAAAUAUGCAACUAAUUCA
Messenger RNA from Peromyscus californicus insignis, 564 nucleotides. RefSeq names its product mitochondrial pyruvate carrier 1-like. The coding region runs from base 16 to 336 and encodes 106 amino acids. The transcript has a single exon. Gene Ontology annotation, cellular component: mitochondrial inner membrane. Lineage: Eukaryota; Metazoa; Chordata; Mammalia; Rodentia; Cricetidae. The record is from RefSeq and is a predicted model, not a curated record. Gene Ontology annotation, biological process: pyruvate import into mitochondria.